AUGGCGCAGAACCUGUACGGUCCACGAGUCCGAAUUGGCAACUGGAAUGAGGACGUCUACCUGGAGGAGGAGAUCAUGAAAGACUUCUUAGCAAAGAGGGAUAAGGGACAACUCCUCAUACAGAGAAACAGAAGACUAAAAGAGAAUCUUUUGAGACCGAUGCAGCUUUCCGUAUCUGAAGACGGAUACAUUCACUACGGUGACAAAGUGAUGCUUGUGAGUCCCGAUCAUCCUGAGACAGAGGCUGAUUUGUUUCUGCGUGGGGACCUCAGCCUGUGUAUGACUCCAGAUGAGAUUAAAGCCCAUCUGAGCAAUGAAUUAGAGGUUCCCUGUGGCCUAAGCGCAGCUCAAAUCAAGAUCCCAGUUGGCAGAAACACUUUUACUAUUUUGUGUGCAGCUGGAGAGGUCAUCGGUCAAGUCCUUAGAUACGGGCAGAACUUCCGCCUCGGGAUAACAGGAGGAUUUGACGACAGAAUGUUAUAUUUAUCAAGUGACCACAGGACCCUUCUGAAGUCAUCCAAGAGGUCCUGGCUCCAGGAGGUGUCCCUGACGCAUGAGGAUUCCUACCUGAACUGCUGGCAGGCUGCCUUCCCCAAUCCCCAGCUUCGCCUGGAGUACGAGGGCUCCCCCGUCCCGGCAAACACAAAGAUUCUUAUCACUCACUGCCACACGAAUCGCGGGCUGGUGGCCCACCGGCAUCUUUUCCUAAGAACCUAUUUUGGAAAGGAAGCAGAGGUCGCUGCUCACACCUAUCUGGAUUCACACAGAGUUGAAAAGCCAAAGAACCACUGGAUGUUGGUGACUGGAGCUCCCAGGAAGGACUUGUCCACCAUGUUGGACCUGCCCAAGCCUCCGGCAGAGGACACCCGAGCCCUGGAGCAAGCGAGAGAGCAGUUUCGCAUCUGCAAAUUCAACCAACCGCCCAACGUGUAG
Molecule: messenger RNA, 933 nt
Organism: Dama dama (fallow deer)
Lineage: Eukaryota; Metazoa; Chordata; Mammalia; Artiodactyla; Cervidae
Gene: CFAP161
Product: cilia and flagella associated protein 161
Exons: 8
Coding region: 1-933 (310 amino acids)
Biological process (GO): cilium assembly
Cellular component (GO): motile cilium
Source: RefSeq, a predicted model, not a curated record